AUGGGUCCUCAACUACACUUCAGCAGUACCUACGCAGAAGAAUUCAGUUACCCGGCUCGGGGAAAACCCACCCAGCCCAGACUGUCUUCUGCGUAUCGUAGGAACAACCCUCAUCCGCGGCCGGACUUCCUGAUGCCAAGACAGCUUCAGACUGGAUAUGGAUCCCGGAGGCACUAUCAGACCACGACUCCUACUUCAUUUUUACCUCCAGUCAGACACAUAUCAGUCCAGUUUCCAGAUGUGCAGACAGGAGAGUCAAUGCAGAGUUCUCAGAAAGACUCCAAAGCACGUGCCUCCACUGCAGUGUGCACACUGCCACCUGCUGGCUGGCAUCUGAAACCACAGCGAACCGACAUCCCACAUUCAUCCAUUAUAAACACUCAAGGGAAAUACUUAGGCAAAGAUCAUAUAAGAUCUCAGUAUGACCAAAAGAUGGAUGUCAUGCCAGCUUUAAAAAAUAUAAAACAUCAAGUUACUCAUCAUCACAGAAGAUCACGCUCAAAUUCCACACCUGACUGCAGUAAAGGACACAGCUGCUUCCAAGUGGUGAAACCCUAUAAAGUUGGACACUAUAUAAUCCACCCGGAGUUCUUGUCAGAAGGAAUGUGCUACUGA
Triplophysa rosa is the source of this 615-nucleotide messenger RNA. RefSeq lists its product as uncharacterized. Bases 1 to 615 code for a protein of 204 amino acids. The transcript is spliced from 5 exons. The record is from RefSeq and is a predicted model, not a curated record. Lineage: Eukaryota; Metazoa; Chordata; Actinopteri; Cypriniformes; Nemacheilidae.